Messenger RNA from Rana temporaria (common frog), 3074 nucleotides. RefSeq lists its product as uncharacterized. Lineage: Eukaryota; Metazoa; Chordata; Amphibia; Anura; Ranidae. The transcript is spliced from 2 exons. The record is from RefSeq and is a predicted model, not a curated record. The coding region runs from base 32 to 1369 and encodes 445 amino acids.
GGGAGAUCGUAGGCUUGGGGAAUUUCUCAUUAUGUCACUUGAAUUUAUACUUUAUCACGGCGUUUUUUCUUUUGAUGGCUCCCACUUCCUCCAGGUACAGGGGGUUGCGAUGGGGACUUCUUGUGCCCCAUCGUAUGCCAACCUGUACCUGGGGGAGUGGGAGAAGCUAUUUUUGACCAGCACCCCUGUACAACCCUUCAUUCAUCUUGUAUCGGGAUGGUACCGAUACAUAGAUGAUGUUCUUAUGAUCUGGGAGGGUUCCAUUCCAGAGCUUGAGCUGUUCAUGACCAUCAUGAACCGCAAUGAUUUCAACCUCAAAUUCACAAUGAAUUUUAGUAGCUCUAGAAUUGCCUUUCUUGAUGUUACCUUGAUUAAAGGUCCUGAUGGGACCAUGUCAACGGGGCUUCACAGAAAACCCACAGCGGGUAACACCAUUUUACACGCCACCAGUGCCCACCCUUCUCCAUUAAUAAAAUCAAUACCUUAUAGCCAAUACCUGCGCCUUAAGCGAAAUUGUUCGACGCAAGAAGAUUUCCUUCUAGAGGCGGCAGGAUUAAGAGAUAGGCUAUUACUCAGAGGUUAUUCUAAGAAAAACUUAAAAAGAUCUUUUCAACGUGCCAAUGGGCAUUUACGGCCACUCCUUUUGACUAACAAAGAAAAGAAGUCCUCUGAUAACAACGAGGGUGUUAGGAUAAUCACCAAAUACCACACCCAACAUCAAGUAACUAGAAAUAUUUUGAAACGGUUUUGGCAUUUGCUUUUGAUCGAUCCCCAAUUGGGACCGUUCGUAUCAAAGGAACCGUCGAUUACGUAUCGCCGAGCCCAAUCACUUAGGGACCAUCUCGUGACAAGCGAGUAUAAAGGUACCUUUAGAUGUGAUCCAUGUAAGAGGAAAGGCACCUUCACUUGUGGAGGGUGCUCUAUUUGCCGUUAUAUCAAUUCCGAUCGGCAAAUUGUUCUACCUAAUGGUCAGCUCCAUAAACCCAGACACUAUGCCAAUUGCAAAACCUUUGGUGUAGUGUAUUUGCUAACUUGCCAUUGCAAGAGGUUUUAUGUGGGCAAGACCAAACUACCCUUCCACAAACGGGCAUCCCGUCAUCUGCAUGCCAUGCGUACGGCCAAUCCUGAUCUACCCCUCGGGCGUCAUAUUCUGACUGAACACGAUGGACACUUUCUUGGGGUCAAAUUUUUGAUCCUUGACAGAGUCCAUCCUAACCCCAGAGGGGGUGAUUGGAACAAAAUUCUGUUACAACUCGAAACCCGUUGGAUUGCGGAGCUAGAGGCCAACCACCCUCCGGGUCUAAAUGAACAGAUUAGCUUUAGACCCUUCUUGGAGGGCUUUUCAUCUGGGGGGUGUGAGAAAGAUUGAUAUGAGAUUAAAUUGUUUGGUGUUUUUGCUUCUUUGUAUUUUGUAUUUUGCAUUCCAUGUUUCUCGUUUUUUUGCUUUCAUCUUUGUGCUCAUAUUGAUGAUUUAUAUAUUUACUAUCAUGUCCUUGUAUCCCCUGCGCAUUCCCAUUUUUGGGGAUUUCACUUAGGCCCAGAAUUGAUGUCCGAGCGGUGUUUGUCUCGCUAUAUAUAGCUGGGCGCACGUAAGCCGUCCCCCUCUUAUGGGACGGCUUUCUCAGACCUGGUCCCCCCGCACCUUUCAGGUGUCGUUUGACCAUGGGUCUAUACCUGCGCCCAUAACAGGGACUUGGAAAUUACAGGGGUUAUUAUCUAUUCCCCCUUGAGUUUCCUAUAUGUCCCUGGAUCUCUCUCCCCUUUGUCCUUGUCCACAUUUCUACUAACUAAAUAUAUUUGAUUAUUUGCUGUGUGUCUUUGGCCUAUCGCAUUUAGAACUAUGCCGUUUGUAUAUUCAAAUGGUUUUGUCUAAAGUUUCAUUCUCUAUCAUAUACUCUGUGCUUGGUAUUUUUUCCCCAGCAGUUUUUGUAACCCAUAAUUACUUUCCAGUAAAACGUUUUCUGCAGACAUUUUUCUUGUAACCUCCUUUUUGUACUGCCCUCUUCUUUUGCAAUAGCCUAUUUCCAUCCAGCAAUUGUUUUGUCUUUAUUUUUGUGUCGGGUUGUCACUUGGCAGUUUUCUCCUGCCUUUCCUCGAUACUACGACGUAUCACACGCCGUGACUCCGCCCCUCUGGGCGGCGCUGUUAUGGUUCUGUUUCUAUGAUCGGCGUCUCUUUGCCCCGCUCGGCCACGCCCCCUUCUUUUCCUCGAUGCUGCGACGUAUUAUGUGUCGUAACUCCACCCUUUUGGGCGGCGCUGUGUUGCCAGUGUCUCUUCGUCCCGCCUGGCCACGCCCCUUUGUCAUGACGCAAUUGCGUCUGUCUAUCACCAUCCCCUCAUUACAGUUGGCCUAUCAUGUCCUGCCUGAUCCCUCGGACCACGCCCACUAUACUAAUGCCCGCCUUGCUGCUUCCCUAUAAAAACGUUCAGCCGCCCAGUAAUGUCAGACACUGCUGGACGGCAGUGGUACUAGCGGCACGUCCUUGGGCUAUAUUGAGUGUCCAUCCCAUGUAAGCAACCUUUUACUCUAGACCUCUCCAUUCAUUUUUGCCUUCAAUCCUCACUCGUGUUUUGUUUUUCUAUUUUAAUGCCUGUUCCUAUCUGCCAUCCAUUGUAUUCACAGGCUGGAGCUUUGCUUAGCUCUCUACUGACACCUUUGGCCAAAUAUAAUAUUGACACACUUCUGCAAACCUCAGGUAUGCAGUUAUUUAUAUAUAUUUUAGAUAUUUCUUUUUGUAAAUGGUUUAGUAUUUAACUAUAUUCAUACUCAUCCUGUCCCUUAUUUAUAGACAGGUUUUGUAUAUUAUUACAUGUCACUUUGGGACUAUAAGGGCUUGAGAUCUUGCUAUAUGCGAUUCUGCACCGCCGGCUUCCUUCCUCCUAUUUUCCAUCCAGAGGAAUCUUCUGCGUCCUAACAGUGGUGUCCUUUUUCUGGGAUGCGCAGGGUUGAUUAAACGCUGUGAGUGAAAAGUGGUUCCUAUAUAUGUUGACUACACACAUUUCGGCCCCUGAUGAAGGGUAAUCCGAAACGCGUAGGGCCGUGUACGUCUUCAUGGAUGUUACUUUUUAAUGA